AUGAUCUUGACGCCUCUUACCGCUGCUGCCAUCAAAAAGAACAUUGCCCUGAUUGAAGAGUUGUUGCAGAUAGGGGCAGACCCAUUCGACAACAGUGCCCUCUUCGUGUGCGCUGUACUUGACCUGCCAGAAAUCAGCGCGGUGCUGCUACAUGCUUUCCAGAGUCGGUACCCAAAUGGUGCAAAGAAUCAUGGCUGCGAUGCUCUAUACCAGACAAUACGAAGUAAGAACGCGCGGCUGUUCAGUCUUUUUGCCUUCCACAUCAAUCUUUCUGGGCCUGUCGCGAAAGAUCACGGGCGAAGUUGUUUCGAUGGUCGCCGUUUCGAAUCGAAUACCGUAUGGACCAGUCCACUUGGCGAAGCGAUACGUCUCCAUUCUGAAGGCAACGGUGCCGACGCAAUGUUUGAACUCCUUUUGUCUAUGGUCAAGGACCACAGCACUGUGGUGUACAGAGACUCUGAACGCGGCAACAUGACCUGUCUACUCUCUGCAAUUUACCUAGAUUCUCUAAAGACGGUUCAUAAGCUGCAUCAAGCCGGCGCAAACAUAUCGCUACCAGCCAUGGGAAGCGUCAUUCGGACACCACUACAGGCAGCAGCACAGGUCGCAAGUCAGGAAAUCGUAGAGUACCUCCUAGGCCACGGAGUCGAUCCGAACGAGCCGCCAUCAACCCGAUCAGGCGCAACAGCCCUUCAGCUAGCCGCAAUUUCGGGAAAUGUCAACAUUGCAAGUAUUUUAUUAGAUGCAGGAGCCGAUGUCAACGCCCCACCGGCCUUUUGCGACGGGAGAACGGCGUUUGAAGGCGCCACAGAACAUGGUCGCGUCGAGAUGAUGAGAUUCCUUGUUAGCAAAGGCGCGGAUCUUCUUGCAAACGACAACGAACAACAUCGACGCGCCGUUAUUCUGGCAGAAGAUAAUCGGCAAUACGCUGCGAAAGCUCUCGCUGACGAACUACAUGCUAGGGUCGUAGCGAGCCAACAAACGAGUUUCAUCAACAUGGGUGGACAGUGGGCUGGAUCUGAGAUGCCAGACUUUGGAACCUUGUUCUCAUGA
Molecule: messenger RNA, 1053 nt
Organism: Alternaria arbusti
Lineage: Eukaryota; Fungi; Ascomycota; Dothideomycetes; Pleosporales; Pleosporaceae
Exons: 1
Coding region: 1-1053 (350 amino acids)
Cellular component (GO): nucleus; cytoplasm
Molecular function (GO): protein binding
Source: RefSeq, a predicted model, not a curated record